Coturnix japonica (Japanese quail) is the source of this 2930-nucleotide messenger RNA. It is a transcript of the gene TFAP2C, whose product is annotated as transcription factor AP-2 gamma. NCBI's taxonomy places the organism in Eukaryota, Metazoa, Chordata, Aves, Galliformes, Phasianidae. Gene Ontology annotation, biological process: anatomical structure development; regulation of transcription by RNA polymerase II; regulation of cell population proliferation. The record is from RefSeq and is a predicted model, not a curated record. Gene Ontology annotation, molecular function: RNA polymerase II transcription regulatory region sequence-specific DNA binding; DNA-binding transcription factor activity, RNA polymerase II-specific. Gene Ontology annotation, cellular component: nucleus.
CAUUAGAGCGGGGGUUUAGUCCGCCAGCAGCCUUCAUGCCUGCCAACUGAGCUCCGUCCGGGGGGCAGCUCCUCUUCCCCAGCGCCGACGUGGAUUUACCGCCCGUGGGGGGGGGCUGAGCUCUCGUCUGCUUUCGGUACCGCACACCUGGGUUGGACGCUGGACGCCAUGUUGUGGAAACUGGCAGAUAACGUCAAGUACGAGGAGGACUGCGAGGACCGCCACGAUGGGAGCAGCAACGGAAACCCGCGUCUCCCGCACCUCUCGGCGGUCAGCCAGCACCUGUACAGCCCGGCCCCGCCGCUCUCCCACUCCGGAGCUUCCGACUUCCAGCCUCCUUACUUCCCCCCCCCUUACCAGCCGCUGCCUUACUCCCAGUCCAGCGACCCCUACUCGCACCUCGGGGACCCGUUCUCCAUCAACCCGCUGCACCAGCCGCCGCCGCCUCCCCCCAGCCAGCAGCAGAGCGCUUGGCCCAACCGCCAGAGCCAGGAGCCCGCCGGGCUCCCCCCGCACGGCCGCCCCGGCCUCGUCCCGCACCUCUCGGCGCUGGAAAGCGGCUCGGCCGGCGGCCGUCGGGAAACGUUCCGGCGCUCCGACCUCUUGUUGCCCCACGGGCACGGCCUGGAUGCCUCGGCGCUGGCCGACAACCUGGGGCUCCACGACAUGGCCCAUCAGAUAGAGGAUGUACAGAACGUGGAAGACCAACAUUUAUUAAUGCACGAUCAGACAGUCAUUAGAAAAGGUCCCAUUUCCUUAACGAAGAACAGCGCCCUGAGCCUCCCCUGCCAGAAGGACGGACUGAUCGGGGUGGUCAUUAACCCCAAUGAAGUGUUCUGCUCCGUGCCGGGCCGGCUGUCUCUCCUCAGCUCCACGUCCAAGUACAAGGUGACAGUGGCAGAGGUGCAGAGGCGGCUCUCCCCCCCGGAGUGUCUCAAUGCCUCUCUGCUGGGAGGUGUGCUCCGAAGAGCCAAAUCUAAAAAUGGUGGCAGAUCGUUAAGGGAAAAGCUGGAUAAAAUUGGUCUGAACCUCCCAGCUGGUAGAAGGAAAGCUGCAAAUGUGACACUAUUGACAUCUUUGGUGGAAGGUGAAGCUGUGCACCUUGCUCGUGACUUUGGGUACGUGUGUGAGACGGAGUUCCCUUCCAAGGCUGUGGCUGAGUACCUGACCCGGCCGCACAUGGGCCGCAACGAGAUGGCCAACAGGAAGAACAUGCUGCUGGCUGCCAAGCAAAUCUGCAAGGAAUUCACAGACCUCCUCACUCAGGACAGAACUCCGCUGGGAAACACGAGACCCAGUCCCAUCCUGGACCCUGGCAUCCAGGGCUGUUUGACUCAUUUUAGCCUGAUCACACAUGGCUUUGGGAGCGCUGCCAUCUGUGCUGCCAUGACAUCCGUCCAGAACUACCUAAAUGAAGCAUUAAAAAUAGCAGACAAAACAUACAUGAACACUGGCGACCAGAGCCCUGCAGAAACCAACAAAACCAUGGAUAAAAUGGACAAGCACAGGAAGUAAAGGAGAAAAAAAAACACAACAGACUUUAGACUCUUCCUCCUUAACGCAGACUGUGGGAGCCUCUUGCCGGGGGGAACGUAGCAAUUUGGGUACUUUUUUUUUUCUUCUUUAUUAAGAAAGGAGGGAAAAGGAAACGAGAACGACAAAAUCAUUUGGGAUCUUCACUCCUCCUGGAUCUGGGAGACAAGUCUUUCCAAAAGCUGCAGCGUCCGUUCUCUGUGGAAUCAGUGACCUGAAGAUAAGUACUUGGUACCCGCGUGUUGCCAUCCUUUGCUGUAAAAGUGGUGCUAUAAGGGUUGCUGAUGGAAAUAUACGAAGGGAUGAAAUAUGUAGAUUGCUUUCGCACAUCUCGGUAUCUGGUGGCGACCGGCUUCGUGUGUAGUUCUUAAGAGACAGAUUUGACAUGGGGUGGUUAUUUGUUAUCAGAUAAAUUUUCAGGGUUUUAUUCUCUCUUAAUACAACAGCAGCAGUAAAGCAGUAUUAAACAAUGCUACACAGAUUUAUGUACAUUAAAAUUUUUUAUGAACACCUGGAAAUAGAUUAUUCUUUGUUUCUUUUUUUUUUUUUUUCCCUUUAUCCCUUUAUUUUCAGAUUACCAUAAGAGAGUGCUAAAAUCCUGGUGGAUAAAGUUAUCUGAUGGCAUCGGACAUACUUGUUUGUAUGGAAACAUUCAGGCUUUUAAACACUGCAGUAACGUUGGCUGCAGUUGAAAUUAUCUCGGUAUUUUUUUAAUGGGGUACAGGACAAAAUGAAAAUGCUUUUAGAAAGUUCAUGUUCUGUGUCUGAGGGUAUCGCAGCUUUAUCCACAUAUUUAUAUUGUCUUUUUUUUUUAACUGGGGGGGGGGAACUUGGGGGAAAAAUAAGCACAUAACUUCUUGGGUAUUUUUUUUGCCUCGUAAGGCCAAAAACUAAUUUCCAGGGAGGCUUUAUGUGUAUUAAGGGAAGCUUCGUGUUGAAUGUAAAUAGUAAUUUAUGUGUAAUUUAAUCGGAUUUGUAAAUAAUGGUGAACUUUUUAAUACUUUUUUUUUUUUUAUAAAUGGGUUUUCAGAUUUUAAUUUUUGGUAAGUAUUCUGAAGGUAAUGGGUGUAAGCUAAACAUAUCUUUAGGUUUAUGCACAGGUAUGUUAUACAGGGUAUUUAAGACUUGGGGUUUUUUAAUAUCGCGAUUCUUGCCACUGAAAAUGGAAUCUAAUCUGAGGUGUGUGUUCACAAAGCGCAGUACCUUUGUGCAUCAUCCACCCAGCAGCUGACUAGACAUGCAAAACGAGUGUGUGAGUUCGUGUGUAUGUGAAUAAUGGAGAUUCUGAACUAUCUCUGCAUAUUUGUAAAUGUUCCCUCUAUAAUUCUGAUGUAUAUGAUAACCAUAUAAUAAAAAAUAUUCUGGAUAGAGGCAUGGAACGUUUUGUUAACUGAAAA